This is a messenger RNA of Adineta steineri, 267 nucleotides long. NCBI's taxonomy places the organism in Eukaryota, Metazoa, Rotifera, Eurotatoria, Adinetida, Adinetidae. The record is from the annotation of a GenBank genome assembly.
AUGAAAUCCAUUACAAUAUUUCUUUAUUUUUUAUUAAUUCUCUUUGUUCAAAUUGAGCAACAACAGGCUAUUCCAACAUUUCUUUUAUCACUAGAAGAUUUUCAAAAAUAUCCACCAGCAUGGUAUGAAACAGUCAAUGAAAAUGAAGAAAGACAAGAGAAUGAUCCACUCACUCAUUAUUAUAAACGUUUUGUUAAUGAUUUAUCAGUGCCACAUCGACAACGACGAUUUGGAAAUACGAAAUAUGGCCGAAGUUUGAUCGAAUGA